AUGGGUUCAUGUCAUGGUGCCAAUAAUUCUUCAAAUAAAACAUUAAUUCAAGAUGAAAAUCUUGAAAUGUUUACAAUUAUUUGGCUUGAUGAUUCAAAAACUAAAUCUCAAAAAACUAUUUCGAUUCAACAACAACUUCGAACAAUCGUUAAUUAUUUGAAAACAUUUGAAAACGAAGAUGAUUGUGAAAAAUAUAUUCAAAAAAUGUCGAAAGAUGAAUAUAUUAUAUUGAUUGUUAAUGAUCAAAUAGGACAAAAAAUUCUUCCAAAUAUUCAUCAUCUACAACAAUUAUUUUCUAUCUAUAUUUAUUCUCCAAAUAAAAAUAUAGAUCAACAAUGGAUUAAUCAAUUCAACAAGGUAAAAUCCAUUUCAAUUGAUUAUGAUGAACUUAUUACUCAAAUAAAAGUUGAUCACAUGAAAUGUAAAUAUAUAAAAGAUGAAAUAUUAUUUGAUAUUUUUCGUAUUGAUCAAUCAACUGAUUUAAAUAAUAAAUUUUUAUAUUCACAAAUAUUAAUUGAUGUUUUACUUCAAAUGGAUUCAGUAUCAAAUGAUAUUACUGAUCUUAUGUCAUUAUGUCGUAAUCAAUAUAAAGGAAAUAAAACUGAAUUAAAUAUUCUUCGUGAAUUUCAACAAAAUUAUUCAACUCAUAAUGCUGUUUGGUGGUUAACAAAAGAUAUAUUUAUUUCUCAAAUAUUAAAUAAAGCUUUAAAAAUUGAAAAUAUUGAUAUGAUUUUUUUAUUUCGAUUUUUUCUUCGAGAUAUUGAACAACAAUUAAUCGAAAAUCAAUGUUUAUUACCAAUAAAAGUUUAUCGAUAUCAAUUAAUGUCCGUAAAUAAAUUGGAAAUAUUAAAAAAUUCUAUUGGACAAUUUUUAUCAAUAAAUAAUUUUCUUUUAACAAAUAUUAAUCGUAAUGCAACACUUCCGUCAUCGAAAGUUUCAUUGAGUAAUAAUAAUUAUCAACCUAUAUUAUUUGAAAUUACUGCAGAUCCUAAUCUUAAUAAAAUAAAAGCAUUUGCUGAUAUUUCUUCACAUAGUUAUUUCAAUCAUGAUGAAGGUGAAAUAUUAUUCAUGUUAGGAUCUAUAUUUCAAUUGAAUAAUAUUUAUCUAAACGAUAAUAAUAUAUGGAUUAUUGAAAUGACCUUAUCAAGUAAAACAAAUCAAUAUUUAAAAAGUAUUUUUGAUAAUUUUCAAAAUGAUGAUGAUGAAAUAAAUCUUUUAGCAUUUGGUUAUAUUUUACAAAAAUUAAAUAAAUCAAAUGACACAGAAAAAUAUUAUUAUCGUUUAUUUAAUGAACUAUCAGAAGAUGAUGAACGUAUCAAUUAUUGUUGUUUAAAUCUUGGUAAUAUAGCUUUUAUUAAAAAAGAUUAUGAUGCAAGUUUAGAAUGGUUAUUAAAAUCAUUGGAUAUAUCAUUACGAACAUUACAAUCUAAUGAUAUGUUUCUUGCACUUAUUUAUAAUAGUAUGGGUCAUGUAUAUAGUGCAAAACAUAUGUUAAAAUCAGCAGUAGAAUCUUAUUAUAGUGCAAUAUCUAUAUGGAAACAAUCUACUGAUGAGAAUUAUUUAAAAAUAGCUGAAUGUAUGAAUAAUAUUGGAAUAAUAUAUAAACAAGAAAAACAUUAUCCGUUAGCAUUAGAUUGUUUUAAAGAAACAUUGAAUAUUUUAGAAAAAUAUCUUUCACAUAAUCAUUUUGAUUUAAGUAAAUCACAUUGUAAUAUUGCUAAUACAUAUAGACAACUUGGACGAUAUGAAUUAGCUUUGGAACAUUAUUAUUUAUCAUUUAAAAUUUUAGAAAAAUAUUAUUCACCAGUUCAUCCAAAUCUUGCUAAAGUAUUGGGAAAUAUUGGUAUUGUCUAUGCUUUAAAAGGUGAAAGUGAAAAAGCAUUAUUCUAUUAUGAGAAAGCUUUAGAAAUUUAUCGACAGACACUACCAUUGACACAUAUUAAUAAUCUUAAAAUUGAACAACUUAUUCGAAAUGUUCAAUCACCACAUCGAAAAAUACCUUUCGGCACAAUCGAAUCAAAAUAA
Molecule: messenger RNA, 2025 nt
Organism: Adineta steineri
Lineage: Eukaryota; Metazoa; Rotifera; Eurotatoria; Adinetida; Adinetidae
Source: the annotation of a GenBank genome assembly